AUGGCCCAGGGGCUGAUGCCCGAGGCUGGCACGGCCGCCGGAGCGCGCGGGGACCUCGAGGACCGCGCGCGUCCGCGUCCGGAGGCGAUGCCGAGCGCGUACGGCGGGAUCGAAGCGGGCCGCCUGGUGGUGCGAGCCAAGCCGCUGCCCUCCGGCGCAGGCUACUACCAGCUCUUUGCCGUCGUCCGUUUCGAGGACCUGCCGGAGGAACUCCGUCGGAUAGCCGGCGCUAGCGGCCACGGGGUGCCGCCGCGCGGCCUCCCAGCGCCGCACCGGUGGCGGCGCCUCUGCGUGGCGAAGGCGAAGGAGACGCCCGGCGGUACCACGCCGCGCACCCCGUCGACGUCGUGCCGGAGGAGGGACUCCACCGCCAGCUGCCCGGAUUGGUUUCCUCCGGGACCAACGACGAGCCGACCGUCAAAUUCGCUGGCGACGGAAACAGCGACGCCGUCAAGGACUACUCCGAGUCCGAGCGCCUCAUCCUGCGGGUACAAGCUCUACCUGCCGCUCAUGGAGGAGGACGGCACGGUGGUGGUGCACCUGGACGCGUCAAGGCUCCAGGUGCUCGGCGACAAGGAGGGAAGCCUGUUCCAGAAGGAGAAAGGGUUCUCGCACGCUUGGAUGGGCCACUCUGGCGACGAGGUACGCGCCGCCCACGGCUAUAUGGGCGCGUUCUACGACAACAGCCUCCUGACGCGCGAGAACGCCGCGCCCGUCGUCGCGCUCCUCCUCGGCAACGACCACAUCGCUGGACCGCGCGCGCUCGACAGCUGCUCCGACGGCCUCGCGUCCCCACGAGAGGACGCGGUGCCUUUCGUCACCGAGCAGAGCGUCUACUACUACGACGUGCUCCUGCCGCCUGAGAACGUCGUGCCCGCCGCGGAGGCGUUACGCGCCCCGCGUUCCCCUACUUACGCUGUGCAGGUCUCGGUCGACGCGGCCGCGGGCGGCAAGGCCGGGGAUCCGCCUGCGGUCGGUGUGAAGGCAGCCGGCGCGGACGACGGACACGAACAUGGCGGCAGCCUCUCAGCUGUGUUGGGCAUCGUCGUUGCCUCCUCAGCUGCCACUGCACUCGCCGCCAGCACCGUCGGCCCAGCGGCGGCGUUCGGGAUGUUCGCGGCCCUUGUCGGCGGUCUUUCCCUGGCUAUGGCCAGCGUUCGCGGCCGGUAG
Messenger RNA from Miscanthus lutarioriparius, 1170 nucleotides. NCBI's taxonomy places the organism in Eukaryota, Viridiplantae, Streptophyta, Magnoliopsida, Poales, Poaceae. The record is from the annotation of a GenBank genome assembly.